AUGGGUGAUGGAACUUUUUCGUACACCAUCGUUGAUGAACCCAGGAAGUCUGGAUCGAGGGGAAAUCGGAAACCGGAAGCCGUUGAGACGACAAAGAGAGUUGCCGGUAGUUUCAAGCGAAACCCUAACCUCUCUUUCCGAGAAGCCGCAAAUAAGCUGUUUUUUAAGAUGGAUUCGUCUGACGAGGAAUACUUUGCCUCUCCUGGAACAAUUAAUUUCAUUAUGAACAACAAAAGAAAUUUCGCUGUUCAUCCAAUCAAUCGGAACCGAAAAAAAGAUGGAGAAUUUUAUCGGCUCUAUCCAGAGUUGAGGAAAUAUCCAAACAAGUUCCGAUCAUGCACCAGAAUGUCGAUGGAAACAUUUGACAUGGUGUUGGAUUCCAUUAAAGGCAGAUUGAUGAAGCGCUGGACUAACUUCAACCAUGAUCCGAUUCAUCCUUGCGAACGGUUGAUUGUCUCCCUAAGGUAUCUUGCUACAGGAUCAUCGUUUCAGACCCUUGGGUUUUCCUUCCGGAUGGGACGAUCCACAGUUGCAAGUAUUGUUCGGGAAACAUGUCAAGCACUUUGGAAAAUACUGCAACCAAUAUAUAUGCCGGUUCCUACACAACAGAUGUUCUUAAGUGUUGCAGACGAGUUUUGGGCUAGAUGGAAUUUCCCAAACUGCAUUGGCUGCAUCGACGGGAAACACAUCCGCAUCAAAUGUCCGAGUGGAACAGGUUCGUUAGCUUACAAUUACAAGGGCUUCCAUUCUACUGUUCUGCAAGCUGUUGCGGAUGCCAAUUAUAAGUUCCUGGCGGUGGAAGUUGGAGGAUGGGGACAACAAAGCGACGGAGGUACAUUCAGCGCCUCCGACUUUUACCAUCACUUGAAAAACGGCACUUUGAAUAUCCCUCCCGAUGCACCACUUCCAGAUCCGGAUCUCGGUAUCAAUAUGCCCUACGUCUUCAUCGGCGAUGAGGCAUAUCCGCUGAUGAGAAACGUACUUCGACCUUACCCUCGGGCACAACUUGAUCAAUCAAAGGAGUAUUUUAACGUACGCUUGUCCAGGGCUCGAAAAUGCGUCGAAUGCGCCUUUGGUAUUAUGACAGCCAAGUGGAGAAUUCUUAUGAAACCCAUUGAAACGACACUGGAAUUUGCGGACGACAUUAUAAAAGGAAUUUGCAUCCUUCAUAACACGAUCAUUGACCGUGAAGGAAUCGACAUGUUGCUAGAUGAGCUUGCAGAGAACAGCAGGACAAUUCAUCUUCCGAGCCGUUGGAUUCAAGAUGACGACUCCUACAGAAUGUCCACAGGAUCCGGUUGUUACGUGCGUGAUUAUUUUUCAAAAUUUGUGAAUGAAAAUAAACUUAAUUGA
This is a messenger RNA of Uranotaenia lowii, 1353 nucleotides long. RefSeq lists its product as uncharacterized. The record is from RefSeq and is a predicted model, not a curated record. NCBI's taxonomy places the organism in Eukaryota, Metazoa, Arthropoda, Insecta, Diptera, Culicidae. The coding region runs from base 1 to 1353 and encodes 450 amino acids. The transcript is spliced from 4 exons.